Molecule: messenger RNA, 3540 nt
Organism: Talaromyces amestolkiae
Lineage: Eukaryota; Fungi; Ascomycota; Eurotiomycetes; Eurotiales; Trichocomaceae
Exons: 6
Coding region: 1-3540 (1179 amino acids)
Biological process (GO): chromosome organization
Cellular component (GO): chromosome
Molecular function (GO): ATP binding; protein binding; ATP hydrolysis activity
Source: RefSeq, a predicted model, not a curated record
AUGAGGAUUGUGGAGAUUAUUAUCGACGGCUUCAAGUCGUACGCCGUUCGAACGGUCAUCUCAGGAUGGGACGAGUCGUUCAAUUCCAUCACCGGUUUAAACGGUAGUGGAAAAUCCAAUAUUCUCGAUGCCAUUUGCUUCGUCCUCGGUAUUACGAAUAUGAGCACGGUGCGAGCGCAAAACCUCCAAGAUCUCAUUUAUAAGCGCGGCCAGGCCGGUGUCACCAAAGCCAGUGUGACCAUCGUAUUCGAUAAUCGCGACAAAGCCAAGUCGCCAAUUGGCUUUGAGGAAUAUGGCAGUAUAUCGGUAACGCGCCAGAUCGUUCUCGGCGGUACUAGCAAAUAUUUGAUCAACGGUCAUCGCGCGCAACAACAGACCGUUCAGAAUUUGUUUCAGAGUGUACAGUUGAAUAUCAACAAUCCGAACUUUUUGAUUAUGCAAGGUCGCAUUACGAAAGUGUUGAAUAUGAAGGCUGUUGAAAUUCUGUCGAUGAUUGAAGAAGCUGCUGGUACCCGAAUGUUCGAGGAUAGGAAAGAAAAGGCGGCGAAAACCAUGGCCAAGAAGGAGAUGAAAGUCCGCGAAAUUGAAGGACUUCUCAACGAAGAAAUCGAACCCAAACUCGAGAAACUUCGCGGCGAAAAGCGUGCUUUCCUCGACUUUCAACAGACACAAAACGACGUUGAGCGUCUAACUCGUUUAGUGGUCGCUCACGAUUAUGUGAAGAGCAAGGAUCGACUUAAAGUUGCUGGUGAAGAAUAUGACGCCAAGAAACAGAAGAUACAGGAUCUUGAAGAUAAUGCGACAAGGCUCAAGACUGAGAUUACUCAUCUCGAGGAAGAUGUUCAGCGUGUCAAGGCUGUUCGGGAAAAGGAACUGCGUAAAGGUGGCAAGUUCCAAGCUCUGGAAAAUGAGGUUAAAGAAAAUUCGCACGAAUUGGUUCGAUUAGCUACAGUUUUUGAGUUGAAAAAUGCCAGCAUGGCAGAAGAAAAAGAGAAAAGGAAGGCMAGCCAAAAGAGUGUCACCGAACUCGAGAGAUUGCUCAAGGAGAAGAGGAGAGUCUACGAGAAACUUCAAGCUAAAUACGAUACAGCGAAAGCCGAAUUCGACGCUCAAACCGCAGAAGUAGAGACAAAGGAAGAAUUGCUUCAGACACUGCAAACUGGUAUUGCAUCCAAGGAAGGCCAGGAGAAUGGCUAUCAGGGUCAACUUCAAGACGCGCGUAACCGAGCAAGCGCUGCUUCAACAGAACAGGAGCAGGCUAAGCUCAAAGUGACGCAUCUUGAAAAGAGAAUUAAGGAAGAGGAACCUCGUGCCAAAAAGGCAGCAGAACAGAACUCAGGUCUUUUGAAAGAUUUGGAGUCGUUACGAGGACGAGCGAGUAAACUGGAUGCCGAAAUGGCCAAGCUAGGAUUCGAGCCUGGUAAAGAGGAAGAGAUCUAUCAAGAGCAAUCAAAUCUCCAGCGCGCCAUCAGAGAGCUCCGAGAAAGAGCGGAUGGGAUGAAUAGGAAAGUAGCGAACCUUGACUUUUCCUACUCCGACCCACACCAAGGCUUUGACCGAUCGAAGGUUAAAGGUCUUGUUGCACAAUUGUUCACAUUGGAUAAGGAAAAGACCCAUGCGGGCACGGCUCUUGAGAUCUGCGCCGGUGGACGACUGUACAACGUGGUUGUUGAUUCCGCAGAGACUGGUUCCCAAUUGCUUCAGAACGGCAAGCUUCGCAAGCGUGUAACCAUCAUUCCAUUGAACAAAAUUUCAGCUUUCAGAGCCUCGGCCGAAAAGAUUGGAGCUGCGCAGAGGUUGGCGCCAGGAAAAGUUGACCUUGCCUUAUCGCUCAUUGGAUAUGAUGACGAAGUAUCUGCAGCCAUGAACUACGUCUUUGGUUCCACUCUUAUCUGCGAAGAUGCACAAACCGCAAAGACGGUCACAUUCGACCCAAGUGUUCGGUUAAAGAGUGUCACCUUGGAGGGAGAUGUGUAUGAUCCAUCAGGAACACUUUCUGGUGGUAGCUCACCAAACUCAAGUGGUGUGCUUGUAGUCCUUCAAAAGCUACACGAAAUUAAUAGAGAACUACGAAGCAAAGAGCGGCAAUUGGCUACUCUGCAAGAGACUAUGGCAAAGGAGAAGAAGAAGCUGGACGCUGUGCGGUCUUUGAAACAAGAGCUUGAUCUCAAGAAUCACGAGAUCAAACUGACAGAGGACCAGAUCAACAGUAACAGCUCAUCUUCGAUUAUCCAAGCAGUCCAAGAGAUGAAGGAACAAAUAGAGCAACUGAAGAAAAAUAUUGCCGAUGCGAAAGCCCGACAUGCAGAAGCUCAGCAAGACAUCAAGCGAAUCGAAAAAGACAUGAAGGAAUUUGACAACAAUAAGGAUGACAAGCUAGCCGAGCUUCAAACGUCACUCGAUACGUUGAAGAAGAGUCUUAACAAGAACUCCAUUGCUGUCAAAACUCUGCACAAGGAGCUCCAAGCUUCGCGUCUUGAGUCUGAACAGGCCGGAAGUGACCUUACUGCUGCAGAGGAACAGUUGGCUGAAGCUGACGGUGCCAUGCAAGCUCAGGUUGAGGAGAUCGAAACACUCAAAAAAGAACAAACCAGGAUCAAGGAUGCCCAUGAUAUUGCACAAGCUCAGCUGGAAGAGGAGCAAGCCAAACUGACCAGCUUCGACGACGAGUUGGGUGAUCUCGAGCAAGCAAUCCGAUCCAAAAAUGCCCGCAUCACUGAGGAAGGCUUAGAGAUGCAAAAGCUUGGACAUCAACUCGAGAAACUUCACAAAGACCAACAAGCAGCAGCCCAGAUGGUUGCAAACAUGGAGGGCGAGCAUGAGUGGAUCGAGGAAGAAAAGGACAGCUUUGGCCGCCCGAAUACUCCUUAUGAUUUCCGAGGCCAGAAUAUUGCAGAGUGCAGAUCUACUUUGCGAAACCUGACGGAACGUUUCCAGGGAAUGAAGAAGAAGAUCAACCCUAAGGUCAUGAAUAUGAUCGACAGUGUCGAGAAGAAGGAAGUCGCCCUAAAGAACAUGAUGAGAACAGUCAUUCGUGAUAAGAACAAGAUUGAAGAGACCAUUAUCAAUCUAGACGAAUACAAGAAAGAGGCGCUGCACAAGACAUGGAGCAAGGUCAAUGGAGACUUUGGUCAGAUCUUCGCCGAGUUGCUUCCUGGCAGUUUUGCCAAGCUUGAUCCUCCAGAGGGUAAAGAGAUUUCUGAUGGUUUGGAGGUCAAGGUCUCUCUAGGAAAGGUCUGGAAGCAGAGUCUUACUGAGCUCAGUGGUGGUCAACGUUCGCUCAUUGCUCUGUCACUUAUCAUGGCUCUUCUCCAAUUCAAACCGGCUCCGAUGUACAUUCUUGACGAGGUUGAUGCCGCUCUCGAUUUGUCACAUACGCAAAACAUUGGACGUCUAAUCAAGACGCGCUUCAAGGGCUCCCAAUUCAUUGUCGUCUCGCUCAAGGACGGCAUGUUCCAGAAUGCCAACCGGAUCUUCAGGACGAGGUUUAGUGAAGGCACCAGUGUUGUGCAGGCAUUAACGCCGGCGGACAUGAAGUGA